Molecule: messenger RNA, 759 nt
Organism: Cinclus cinclus
Lineage: Eukaryota; Metazoa; Chordata; Aves; Passeriformes; Cinclidae
Gene: MRPL18
Product: mitochondrial ribosomal protein L18
Exons: 4
Coding region: 90-629 (179 amino acids)
Biological process (GO): translation
Cellular component (GO): mitochondrion; ribosome
Molecular function (GO): 5S rRNA binding; structural constituent of ribosome
Source: RefSeq, a predicted model, not a curated record
CCGCCCCUCGCGUAUGGCGGCGCCCGGGUGUCCGUGAGCGGAGGCAGGGGAGUGGCGGCCGGCCGGGGCUGUGGCGGGCCGGGCUCCCCAUGGCGCUGAGCAGCCGCCUGCUGCUAGCGGCCGGCGGGCUCCGUGCAGCGGGUCUUCGUUUUGCAUCAACUACAGCCACUCUCAAAACUGAGACUGAAGUGGACACAAGUGAAAAUGAGGUUGUUGCCCCAAACUUCACUAACAGAAAUCCUCGGAACUUGGAGCAGAUGGCCCUGGCUAGGAAGGAGCGUGGCUGGAAGACAACAUGGCCAAAGCGUGAGUUCUGGCACAGAUUGCGGCUUGAGCGGACACAGCAUUACGUAGAAGCCUUUGUUGAGCGUUCCAACGGGGAUGUUGUGGUAUCUGCCUCUACCCGAGAGUGGGCCAUAAAGAGACACUUGUACAGUCCCAAGGGAGUAGCUGCAUGCAAAAACCUUGGCCGUGUGAUGGCACAGCGCUGUUUGGAAGCAGGAAUCAACUUUGUGAACUUUAAAGCCAUUAUCCCGUGGGAGCACCGUUGUGACUCGAUUCAGGAAUUUGAGAAAGCUAUGGAGGAGGGUGGUGUCGUUCUGCGUGAGCCACGAAGAAUCUACCGGUAAGAUGGAGACCAUUGGGAAGACUUUUCAAGGAACAAAGAUCACUUCUUUAGGUUUGUGUACUGGCAGAGGGAAGGUCCAGAGCUGGAAAAAGUUUGAAUGUGUCAUCUUAAAAUAAAAUAUUUUCAAAUGG